Molecule: messenger RNA, 711 nt
Organism: Coprinopsis cinerea okayama7#130
Lineage: Eukaryota; Fungi; Basidiomycota; Agaricomycetes; Agaricales; Psathyrellaceae
Exons: 5
Coding region: 1-711 (236 amino acids)
Biological process (GO): copper ion transmembrane transport
Cellular component (GO): membrane
Molecular function (GO): copper ion transmembrane transporter activity
Source: RefSeq, a predicted model, not a curated record
AUGGUAUACAGUGGCUCGAGCUCACCGAAACUGUUUACGUUCCUUCAACGAAACAGACUUGUCAGUCACUACCAUGAUAAACACCAACUCUCCAAUGCGACCUCGUAUCGUAAUCGCUGGCGAAAGGCCCUCUGGCGAUGCCUUCUCUAUUGGAUAGCAGUGAUUUUGCGAUUAUGCUACAUGCUGGCGGCUAUGACCUUUAACAUGGGGUUACUGAUAGUCAUGGCUACAACCCUUGCAACCACCCAACUCUUCAUUGAACUCAAAUCUUCCCCGUCUCCUCAAUCGCAUUCAUUUGAACCGCUCCCAGUAAGCCUCGAAAACCGACGCGACUCCUCCACCCUCCUCUCGUCCUCCCGCACCAACUCAAUUACCUCUGACUUCAGCCACAACACAACGAACGCCAUCAAAACCCGUCCCCGUUCUAAAUCAAAGCCGGAGGACAUAUUCAUUCACCCUGCCGAAUCCAACAUCGCCCGCGCAGACGCCAUGGUGCACCAUCUUGGAUUGGAAGAGCGGAUGCGUGCCGAGUACGAGGAAUCUGGUCAGGACUCGGGCUGGCAAGAAGGCAAGGGGAGAGAGGUCGCUCGUCAAUUAUUGAGCAACAGUGGAGGAGUAACGUCCAACUCAUACAGUUAUAAAGUCGGCGAAGCUUCAGAUUCUGAAGACGACGAUAUCGGCGAUCCCGCACGACGACGACUCGUCCCCUAA